CUUCAGUCGAUGAUCAGCGAGUCGACGUCGAAGCUCGCUUUCGCGAGCGGCGUGCUUGGCGCCAGUGGCCGCUGGGCGCCCCCCGCAGUCAGGGGGCGGGCUGCAGCAGAGACCCAGAUUGCGCCAGACAGGCCAAUUCGGCCAUUCGAGCCAGAGGCAAAAGACGACUGGGUCAAGUCCUACAACAUGGUGUGGUACCGCGCUGCCCAGAGACUCGGCUCGCUUCAAGCCUCCAUAGUGGUGUGUGCGGGCGAGGGUGAUGAUGGCGAUCAUCUUACUGGGUGGGUAUGCGAGUAUGCACAUUCUUACGUCUGCAGCCUCGCCAAGGUCACUAUCACGCCAGAUGUAGACAACACAUGUGCCACGUUGGUCUUCGCUGACCCUCCAGUCCGGGAACGUUCACACGACUUGAUCAAGCGGUAUUAUCAAGAGCUACAAGAUGACCCUGCAGAUCGUAUUUUCACGAUGGUGGGCCUGGCUGACGCAUCGGCUGUGGGCCCCGGCAUGUCGCCCAUGCCAAUGCGCCUGCAGCUCAAGGUCGGGGUCAUCGAGGAUGUUGCCCCAGAAGAUGUCGAUCCAGAUGCCGAUCCAGCUGGGGCCGAUGAGGCCGGCGACGCGGCCGACGCAGUUGACCUGGCAAAGUCAUGGGGCGCUAUUUCCGACGCUGCUUUCACGGCCUUGGUGGGCGCAUCGUUUCAGAAGCUGUUCCCCGAAGCUGAAGACGUGGGCGGCGGCGAUCGUGUGGGCCCAGCUGCAGAACUGCAGCGCCUUCAUGGCUUAGGCGUCGCCAAGGCGCUGGCGGAUGCCGCGCCUGCUGGGGGCGCGGAUGCUGGCGGCG
Messenger RNA from Prorocentrum cordatum, 838 nucleotides. The record is from the annotation of a GenBank genome assembly. Lineage: Eukaryota; Dinophyceae; Prorocentrales; Prorocentraceae.